This is a messenger RNA of Pseudonaja textilis, 3188 nucleotides long. It is a transcript of the gene FBXL14, whose product is annotated as F-box and leucine rich repeat protein 14. NCBI's taxonomy places the organism in Eukaryota, Metazoa, Chordata, Lepidosauria, Squamata, Elapidae. Gene Ontology annotation, biological process: SCF-dependent proteasomal ubiquitin-dependent protein catabolic process. Gene Ontology annotation, cellular component: SCF ubiquitin ligase complex. Gene Ontology annotation, molecular function: protein binding. The record is from RefSeq and is a predicted model, not a curated record.
CGCGGCGCCGGGGCCCGGCAGGCAGCGAGCGAGUCGGAACCUGCCGACCGGAGGAAGAGAGCGAGAGGCGGAUCCCGGGAACGGAGGCAGCGGCGGCAAGAGUCGCAACUCGGCGGCGGGCCGUCCUCGUCUCGCCCGCCCCGGCUGGGAGACAAAGGAGGAGGGAAAAGGCGGCAGCAGAGCUCCGAGGACGGAGUCGCCCGCGGGGCUGAGCACGAUGCGGCGUGGGGCCGCCCGAGGCCGGGAUCGAGGCGGCUGCGCGGCCUGCCUGGCGUGGCGCGGCUAGAGGAGGAGGAGGAGGCGGCGGCGCGAGGGCGGCGGCGCGGCCGAGGCCCGACGGACUUUUCUUCGGCCGAGCCCGCCCUGGCGGCGGCGAUGUGAAGGCCGGGCCCGGGCGAGGGCCGGAGGGCGAGCGCGCCGAGGCUGGGUCGAGCGGCGCAAGGACGCCGGGCCCGAGGCGCCGCGCGGCGGAGGCGAUCCGGGCCCGGGCGAUGGAGACGCACGUCUCGUGCCUGUUCCCGGAGCUGCUGGCCAUGAUCUUCGGCUACCUGGAGGUGCGCGACAAGGGCCGGGUGGCGCAGGUGUGCACGGCCUGGCGGGACGCCGCCUACCACCGCUCGGUCUGGCGGGGCGUGGAGGCGAAGCUGCACCUGCGCCGCGCCAACCCGUCCCUUUUCCCCAGCCUGGCCGCGCGGGGCAUCCGCCGGGUGCAGAUCCUGUCGCUGCGGCGCAGCCUGAGCUACGUGAUCCAGGGCAUGGCGGAGAUCGAGAGCCUCAACCUGAGCGGCUGCUACAACCUCACCGACAACGGGCUGGGCCACGCCUUCGUGGCCGAGAUCGGCUCCCUGCGCGCGCUGAACCUCAGCCUCUGCAAGCAGAUCACCGACAGCAGUUUGGGCCGCAUCGCCCAGUACCUCAAAGGCCUGGAGGUGCUGGAGCUGGGCGGCUGCAGCAACAUCACCAACACGGGCCUCCUGCUCAUCGCCUGGGGCCUCCAACGCCUCAAGAGCCUCAAUCUGCGAUCCUGCCGCCACCUGUCCGAUGUGGGCAUCGGGCACUUGGCUGGCAUGACCCGGAGCGCAGCCGAGGGGUGCCUGGGGCUGGAACAGCUGACGCUGCAGGACUGCCAGAAGCUCAGCGACCUCUCCCUCAAGCAUCUGGCCAGGGGUCUCACACGCCUGCGCCAACUCAACCUCAGCUUUUGCGGGGGGAUCUCAGAUGCGGGGCUGCUGCACCUGUCACACAUGAGCAGCUUGCGCACGUUGAACCUACGCUCCUGUGACAACAUUAGCGACACAGGUAUCAUGCACCUGGCCAUGGGCAGCUUGCGCCUUUCAGGCUUGGACGUCUCCUUUUGUGACAAAGUCGGAGACCAAAGCUUGGCCUACAUUGCACAGGGCCUGGAUGGCUUGCGCUCUCUCUCCCUUUGCUCUUGCCACAUCAGCGACGAGGGCAUCAACCGCAUGGUGCGCCAGAUGCAUGGACUGCGCACCCUCAACAUUGGCCAGUGCGUCCGCAUCACUGACAAAGGCCUGGAGCUUAUCGCUGAGCACCUUAGUCAGCUCACGGGCAUUGACCUUUAUGGCUGUACCCGCAUCACUAAAAGAGGCCUGGAGCGUAUCACUCAAUUGCCCUGCCUCAAGGUGCUCAAUCUGGGACUCUGGCAAAUGACUGAGAGUGAAAAAGUAAGGUGAGACGAGGGGACACCUGGAGAGCCCCAUCCCGCCGGAAGGAUUCACCAACUGACUGCUGCAGUAGAGGAAAGUGGAGGUGGGGGAGGCGGUGGCCCUCCCAAGAGGGGUUUGCGGGAGGGAAAGCAUCUUUCAGUCUUCCAUCCUUCUGAGGUUGGUAAACUGAGGAGCCAGAUUGUUGGGGGUAAUAUGCUGACUCUGUAAACCGCUUAGAGAGGGCUGUAAAAGCACUGUGAAGUGGUAUAUAAGUCUAAGUGCUAUUGCUAUUGCUAUCUUGGCUAUUUGCCUGCCUCUGUGCCCGCACAAUGGAGGUGAGAGAAAGGGGGAACAUACAGGUAGUUCUCAAUUUAGGACCAUAAUGGAGCCUGCCCAUCGUUGUCAUAACUCCAUGAUGGUUAUAUAGUGGAUCCCCUGAUUUGAAAACCUUUUUUGAAGUGGUUACAGGAAUGUGUUGUCAUUAGGCAAGUCAGCGGUCUUCUGUGGGUUCAGUUUUCCCGGAAAUUGGAAGCGAAUGCCGGUUUUCAGCAAAAUCCAUAAAAUAGGGUCACGUGACUGUGGGCCCUUGCAAAUCCACCACAAAUGUGGCCAGUUGCUGAGCUGAGUAUCAUCACAUGACUCAGUACCAGAACAUGCCCUUGGGGGUGGCAGCCAGAACUUCAAACAGUCUCUAAGCAACUGGUCAUAAAUUGAGGACUACCUGUACUUCUUUUUCUAAUUCCUUCCUCUGCAUUAGAGGGAGACAGCUGCACUCUAGCAGCCUUCCGUGUGGGUGGAUACAGUUACCAUUUUUGAAAUCGGAAAUGCAGCUUCUCAGACGUUUAUGCACUGGGGACGGACGCACCCCUUUACCCCAAUCUGAUUUCACUUCUGCACUAGGGAUAAAAGAAUCCUACCCUACUCCCUUUCUAAUUUCAUGAGAACCUGCCUUUUAUCGGGCAAAUAGUCUCAACUUUUUCUAGUCCCUUUCGCCUAUGCUUGUCCAUCAACCCUGACCAUGCUUUUUGUAGUCUGCCAUCUUUUUCUUAAUAAUUUAGGCAACCUGUAGAUAUCAAAUUGACUUGGGCAUUGCCUUAUACCCACUCAAGCCAUUGGCCUUUCUAGCUGAAUUGAUUGGCAGAAAAUUUCCUGUCUGAAAAGGACAAGUUUUCCCUAUUGUUCUACCUCUCCUAAACCCUAGAACCCUUGUCCGUCCCCCUCCUUCUCCUUUUCCCCAAUUUGAGAUUAGAAACAUUGAAGCCUUUUACUGAGGAGAGAGGCUUUUUUGAAAUGCCAUUAGUUGGAGUGUCAACCGGAGCAUGUGUUCCCUUUGCUCAUUGUUGCUUAGAGGGCCACCACAUUUUCCCCAGCAACUCAUUUUUAUGCUGUAUCCAACCCACAUCAUCACUAUCUUUCCUUUGCUGCUGGAACCAUUGCAAAGUUGAAUCAUCUUUUUUUACUUUUUAUGUUUCCGUGGCUUCCCUCCUCCUACUUAUUUCAUCUUUUGGGAAAACAUCUUUU